Molecule: messenger RNA, 918 nt
Organism: Closterium sp. Yama58-4
Lineage: Eukaryota; Viridiplantae; Streptophyta; Zygnematophyceae; Desmidiales; Closteriaceae
Source: the annotation of a GenBank genome assembly
AUGGCAGUCAGAGCGCUCGUCCUCGCGUGCGUGCUCCUCCUCGUGUCGACGUCCGCCUUGGCGCAGCGUGGUCCGCCAGGCGGAGGUCCCCCCGGAGGUCAGCGCGGAGGCCCUGGCGCCGGUUCUAGCGGACCCGGCGGUCCCGGCGGACCUGGCAGACCCGGCGGUCCCGGCGGUCCCGGCGGUCCCGGCGGGCCUGGCGGGCCUGACGGACCGCGCGGUCCUCCGCUGAACCUGACGGCCGUCGGGAAUCUGACGGCCGAUAUCGGCGCGCAACUCGCCAAGUGUACCGCGGACCAGGCGAUCGUUAACGGCAGCUUCCACCUCGCCAUCUUCAAGAACUCCACCGGCAAUUACAACCUGCUGGUCGAAGCUCUCCUUGUCGACGCGGCGGGCAGUCCGCCCGACUCGCUGGCGAUCGUGAAGGGCGCCGUGUGCGACGCCGCCGCGACGGACGUGCUCGCGCUGCCGCUCGCCGCGGCGGACUGGCAGCAGCGCGCGGGGUGGUGGCUGCUGCACGCGGAGGCGCGCCUCGACGCGUUCCUCGAGAACGCGGACGCCGCCACCCUCGACGCGCUGCUCGCCGUGCUCCCCACCGCCUCGCCUCCGCCCACCAGCAGCGGCGGGCGCAACGGCGGCGGCAGCGCCGGCGGGGCGGGGGGCAGCGCGGGGGGCGCGCGGAACGGACAGGGCGGGAGGCGCAUGGGGCGGGAGCUGCUGACGCGCUCAUUCGGGCUCGCUGCCAGGCAGGGGGGACAGAAGCAGGGGGGGCAGCAGCAGGGGGGAGCGCGGCAGCAGGGGGGAGCGCAGCAGCCGCCUGUAGUGAGCGGGUAUGCUGUGCUGGCGGGCAGCAGCGCAGCAGGUGUGACGUGGGGCGGGCAGCUCAUGGGCGCCAAGACGCCCGCCGCUGCUGUUUAA